UUAUAUGACGUUGAGUGACUACAGACAUUCAUUGUUUUAAGUAAAAUGAUUAAGAUCACGUAUUAAUAGACGAAAAUAAUGGCACUUUUGUCCUGCGAAUUUAACUCUUAGAAAAUAAAUUCUUAGGCAGUAUCAAGUUAAAAAUUGUGACACUAUAAUAUAAGGCUAAUAGUUUAGUUUACACUCGAAAAUUUUACAAAAACAUGUAUUUUAUGCAUGUAGAAUAAAUAUUUAGAUGCACAUUCAUAAAGUUAUCAAAUGAGUUAUGCAAAGUUUGACGAAAAAGUAGCGCAAAUGUUACAAAAUCAAUUAAAUUACACUGGAAUCACAGAAAAUGCAUUUUUUUCGAAAGAGAAAGAAAAAGAAAAUUAUCGUCCUCGAACGUUGAUUGAUGAGACACUUGAGUAUAUUGAUCCAACACCAAACAUUCAUACCCUUUUUGUUCAGUUCAAUGAAAAAUUUUUUUGGAAUGUUUUGCUACCUGUGCAGGUCAAGUGGAGUCCAAGGAUGACAUCAUGUGCUGGAAUAUGUUCUUUCCAUCCAAGAAACAAAGAAUGCGUAAUUGCUCUGAGCAGCCCAUUGCUAAAAUUAAGGCCAAGAAAAGAUCUUGUUGAAACUUUAUUGCAUGAGAUGAUACAUGCAUACCUGUUUCUUACAAAUGAUAACAGAGACAGAGAUGGGCAUGGACCUGUUUUUCAAAGUCACAUGCACAGAAUCAAUAAAGCUGCAGGGACAAAAAUUACUAUUUAUCAUACAUUCUAUGAAGAAGUAAAAUUGUACCAACAACAUUGGUGGAGGUGCAACGGGCCUUGUCAAAAAAGAGCUCCUUAUUUUGGCAUGGUAAGAAGAGCUAUGAAUAGGGCUCCUGGCCCAAAUGAUUUUUGGUGGUCAGACCAUAUAGCUAAUUGUGGAGGGAAAUUCAUUAAAAUUAAGGAGCCAGAAAAACCUGAGAAGAAGAAAAAGGUAUCUAAUAAUAAGCUUAAUAAUAUCUGUGUCAAAAAUUCUGAAAAUAACAGUAUACUUAACUGGGUGAAGAAAUCUAAUCUUCAUGAUGGUAGUGCACAAAAUAGAAAUAGUUUAUCUGAUUAUCAACAAAUUUCAAAUCAGAACACUAAUAAAAACAGUGCUAUUAAAUCACAAGCAAGCAAUCGAAAGAGUAAUGUUUAUAAUACUUCAACAAGUUUGAAAAAGCUUGGCAACAGUACAAAUAAUGUUCAUGGAUGGGGCACUGGUGGUCCAAAGAGUAACUAUAAGUCAAGUACAAAUGCAGAUUCAAAAAUACUUCCAGAGUCUACUCAACCAUCUUUAUUUUUUUCUGGUACUUUGGGAGGAAGUGGUAGUGGACGUAGUAAUUUAAUAGAUAAAUAUUCCAAUCCAUCUAACAGCAAUCUUGUUCAAAGUACGUCGAACAAGACUCUGUUUUAUAAAAAUUCUUCAGUAAUUUCAAGUAUAGAUAAUCAUGAAAAAUUGGAAACUGUACAGUGUCCAAAUUGUCAAAAUAAUAUAGAAGAAACCAUGAUUAAUAAACAUCUAGAUGAUUGUUUAGAACAUACUAAUGAACAAAAACAUGUUGCUGCUACCUCAAUUAAAAAAAGAAAACACAAAGAUGAUUAUUUGACAGGUAAUAAAAUUUUCAAGCCUGAUAAUAUAACAGAUUCAAAUAGCAUUGAAUGUCCAUUAUGUUCCAAGAAAAUAAAGAUUGAUACAUUCAAUCAACAUUUGGAUAUGUGUGCAAAUAAUGAUUAUACAGAUCUAACAGAAAACCAAGUAAUAGCACUGCAUGAUACUAGUUCUAGUUCUGUUAAUUUACAAGACUCACCUCAUGUCUGCUUAAUAUGUGAGAAGAUCUUGGAGCCUAAUGUAACUUUAAAUGAACAUUUAGAAGAUUGUGUUUCUUCUAUCUUUAAUGAUAGUAACAAUGAUGAUGUUAUUGAAGAACUAAAAACUGAUAAAACAGAACACACAACAAAAUAUCCUUGUCCAGUGUGCAUGUCUCUAAUUGAUGAAAUUACUAUGAAUAUUCACUUAGAUUCAUGCCUUAACCAACGUUUGUAUCAAAUAUUCUAGUACAAUUGAAUACAUAAAUGUAAAAAUAUAUUUAUAUUAUUGAAUAAUAUUGUUUUUUAUAUUAUGGACUCAUUUUUGUACGUGUAUUUUUGAUUAAAA
Phymastichus coffea is the source of this 2166-nucleotide messenger RNA. RefSeq names its product DNA-dependent metalloprotease dvc-1 (gene mh). Bases 259 to 2067 code for a protein of 602 amino acids. Gene Ontology annotation, molecular function: metalloendopeptidase activity; single-stranded DNA binding; polyubiquitin modification-dependent protein binding. The transcript has 5 exons. The record is from RefSeq and is a predicted model, not a curated record. NCBI's taxonomy places the organism in Eukaryota, Metazoa, Arthropoda, Insecta, Hymenoptera, Eulophidae. Gene Ontology annotation, biological process: DNA repair. Gene Ontology annotation, cellular component: nucleus.